Molecule: messenger RNA, 1730 nt
Organism: Scylla paramamosain (green mud crab)
Lineage: Eukaryota; Metazoa; Arthropoda; Malacostraca; Decapoda; Portunidae
Gene: Rnmt
Product: mRNA cap guanine-N7 methyltransferase-like
Exons: 9
Coding region: 272-1333 (353 amino acids)
Biological process (GO): 7-methylguanosine mRNA capping
Cellular component (GO): nucleus
Molecular function (GO): mRNA 5'-cap (guanine-N7-)-methyltransferase activity
Source: RefSeq, a predicted model, not a curated record
GGUAAUUAAUGAAUGGGAUGAUGACAAGUCCCAAGCCGCCGACAUAGGCCGAGAACCCGAUGCCCACUCCGCGCACCUCAGUUGGGUACUGCUCAGCGGCAAAUGGGUAGAUGAUGAGGAAGGCGGCAGACUCCGCAAACUUGGCUACCAGAUACAGCACCAGUGUGGCCAUGGAGGCGCCUGUGAGGGAGAGAGGGAAACAGAUUUCCUCAGAAUUGUUUGCAGAGUAACACGCCCCAUUGUUACUCCCCACACCUCACACACCCACAAGAUGGCUGACCCAGAUGUUGUGUCUCCCCAUAAGAAACAAGCUGUUGAAGGAGACUCUAGCCUUGGGUCUGUGGUGGCUAGUCACUAUAACAACAUUGAGGAAAAGGGACUUAGGGAGCGUUCCAAGAGUCGUAUCUUUUACAUGCGCAACUCAAACAACUGGAUUAAGAGUUUCCUCAUAUCAUACUGCCUGAAGCAGAUCCGGGACCGACAGGUGGAUGGAUACCCCAUAUCAGUGCUGGAUCUGGGCUGUGGCAAGGGGGGCGAUCUCCUCAAGUGGCAGAAGGGCAACAUUCAGUAUUUGGUUUGUGCAGACAUAGCAGAGACCUCUGUGGAGCAGUGCAAGGAACGGUACAACCGGACCAAGAACAGAGGCCGCGGGAACUGCUUCAAUGCAGAGUUCAUUGUGGCUGACUGUACCAAGAAAAGGAUCAGGCCACUUAUGGAGAACUCCAAGAGGCAAAUGGAUCUAGUUUCAUGUCAAUUUGCCUUCCACUACUGCUUUGAGAGUCUCCCUCAGGCAGAGACAAUGCUUCGUAAUGUGUCCGAGAACCUCAAGAAAGGAGGAUAUUUUGUGGCCACGAUCCCCAGUGCUUACGAGAUCAUGUCACGGAUGAAGUUAAGUGGUGGCCGGAAAUGUGGCAAUGAGGUGUACACAAUAGAGUUCCCAGAGAGCCGAUCAGAGAACCCACCACUCUUUGGUGAUCGUUACAAUUUCUUCCUGGAGGGAGUUGUUGACUGCCCAGAGUUCCUAGUUCAUCCACCCACUCUACAGAAACUGGCCAAGAAGUGGGGGCUUGAGCUGCUGUGGUGCCGCAAGUUUGACACAGUGUAUCAGGAUGCCCUCAAGGACCCUGAUUCACAGCAUCUUCUUAAUGUCAUGCAGGCACUAGAGCAAUAUCCUAAUAGGGAUGAGCAGGCCACAGCCACUGAGGGAGAGUACAGCCAUGCACAGGAGCACCUGAAUGAGAGGCGAGGGGUGGAUGCCAUCAGGACACUCUCCAAGUCAGAGUGGGAAGCUUUAUGUAUAUACCAGGCCUGGGUCUUCAGAAAGAUUACAUGAACAAACAGUGUAAGUCAUGAUUGUAACAAGUGUGAUUUGAAUGAUAGGAUGGAGACAUGAAGAAGAUUGAUAUGGGACAAGGUUGAAGAGGUUCCUGUGGCGAGGCCAUUGAAUAAGGAUGGAGAGGAGUGGCAUUACAGAUGUGCCUGAACAGCUCAAGGAAGACACAACACAGCACAUGAGUUAUAUCAUAGCAAAUCUUUUAGUUGGUAGGAAGGUGGAGGGCUGCAUGAAGGUUCGAGUAUGUGUGUGUGUGUUAUGUGUUCUUCUGGAAUAGGUGAAAUUGGAGACAGGAAUAAUUACCUCUACAUAUUUGUGCAAAUGAUGAUUUAUAUAAGUUCACCUGUACAAUUUUCAGACAGUAAUGGAAGGAAGUAAAGUUAUUUUCAUAUUGGUC